This is a messenger RNA of Musa acuminata subsp. malaccensis (wild Malaysian banana), 1557 nucleotides long. Its product is annotated as transcription factor bHLH62. Gene Ontology annotation, cellular component: nucleus. The record is from RefSeq and is a predicted model, not a curated record. Gene Ontology annotation, molecular function: protein dimerization activity; DNA-binding transcription factor activity. Lineage: Eukaryota; Viridiplantae; Streptophyta; Magnoliopsida; Zingiberales; Musaceae. Gene Ontology annotation, biological process: regulation of DNA-templated transcription.
CACUUCUCCUCUCUCGCUCGCUCGCACUCUUUCCCCGAAGGUAAGCUAAUUCCCGUGGCAGGUUUCUGCUGGCAGAGGGGCACAUACGGCUCCUCCUCUGGCGUCCAAAGCCCCGCAACCCCUAUCCACCUACUGUGCUACCUCCUCGGCUUCCAGCUCUCUAUACAUACCCAGCGGAAUGGAAAAGGAGGGAUUUUUCGCCGUGAACUGGCAGCCGAAGAUGUAUUCCGGGUCCGACGGCGAUCAAUUGCCGCAUUCCUACCUCAGCCUCAGCUGGGGGCAGCCCAUGUGCCACUGCCGCGAUACCCACUUGGAGUCGGCGCUCAGUUCGCUCGUCUCGUCGCCGUCGUCCAGCACGCCUGCCGGCAACGAAACCGUCGUCGUCAGUGAGCGCAGCGGCCGGCUCUGCAGCAUCUGCAACUCCGGGGAGAUAUCCCCUCCCUCGCGGUACCAGAGUGCUAACAACACCUCGUGUUACAGGACGCCGCUCGAUUCCCCUCCGAAGCUCAUUCUUUCCACGAUGGGUCACCAGCAGCAGGGCAGGGCACCCCUGCCGAUGCCGGGGAAUCAAACGGCGGCCGAGCAAUUCGCGCCGUUCACAGCCGACUCGGGAUUCGCGGAGAGAGCCGCGAGGUUGUCGUACUUUGGAGCGACGAGUGGCGGCGGUCUUGGGGCCCAAGUCGGCCUCGCCGAGGCUGUAAAGCUGUCGAGGGUCUCAAGCAGCCAGUCUCUGAUGGCAGCCAGCCGGCAACAGAUGGGAGCUUCGAACAGCGGCAAGGAGGCACCAAUGACGGACGCAGAGAGAUCGAAGACGGAGACAAGGUUGAAGCUUGGUGGUCGGACGUCAGGAUCUUCGACGCCAGACGAAUCGUCGUCCAUGUCGGAUAGGAUGACGACGAGCAGUGCAGAGACCAACUCGAGGAAGCGGAAGUCAGCUCCAAAGGGGGCACCUUUAACAUCCUCCAACACGAAUCCUCUCAAGCUGAGCGAGGUGGGAGAUUCUGAUACAAAGAGAUGCAGACCAGCUGAAACCAAUGCGACGGCGGUCGAGCCAAAGAAACAGAACAACAGUGCGAAGCCUUCGGAGUCCCCCAAAGACUACAUCCAUGUCAGGGCGAGAAGGGGACAAGCCACCGCCAGCCACAGCCUCGCGGAGAGGGUCAGAAGAGAGAAGAUCAGUGAGAGGAUGAAGCUUCUGCAGGAUCUUGUGCCGGGCUGCAGUAAGGUAACUGGCAAAGCGGUAAUGCUGGACGAGACCAUCAACUACGUGCAGGCAUUGCAGCGGCAAGUCGAGUUCUUGUCGAUGAAGUUGGCGACCUUAAAUCCCCAACUAGACUUCUCAUGUGCUCAGCAACCUCUGGGGAUCCCUCUUGAGAGCAUGGUGGCCAAUGGAUCUGAUGUACAUGGAUCCCUCUUCGGAUAGGCAUCUGGGAGAACGACCUCCUCUUAAGUCUGCCUGCCGAAUUGCAGCAACAUUUUCUUCUUGCCUCAGAUGUAAGAUUGUAAUAAUAUGGGAUGGUAUGGUUGAUGCUAUAUUGUAUUAUGAUAAGGAUGAAA